UUGGGAGUCCCUUUUGCGAUUGAGCAGCUGCAGACGAGUCCGGUGGGUUCAGGAACUUGUGACCCCGCUCUCCGCGCGUCCCCGUCCCCCCGUGGCCCCGGCCCCGGCCAUGAAGCGCAUCUUCUCCUGCUCCAGCUCACAAGUGGCGGUGGAGAGAUGGAACCGCCGUGAUCAGAAGCUUCUGGAGGCAGUGCAGCGGGGGGACGUGGGAUGCGUGGCUGCUCUAGCCUCCAAGAAAUCUGCCCGACCCACCAAGCUAGACUCGAACGGCCAGUCCCCGUUUCAUCUGGCAGCCUCCAAAGGCCUGACAGAAUGUCUGACUAUACUACUUGCAAAUGGGGCUGACGUCAACAGCAAGAAUGAGGAUGGGAGCACCGCCCUGCACUCGGCCACCAUUUCCUGCCAGCCACAGUGUGUCAAGGUCCUGCUGCAGCAUGGUGCCAAUGAAGAUGCUGUAGAUGUGGAAAAUCGUAGUCCACUGCACUGGGCAGCCUUCUCUGGCUGUGCCUCAAGCGUGCUCCUCCUGUGUGAUCACGAAGCCUUCCUGGAUGUCCUGGAUAACGAUGGACGUACACCCCUGAUGAUUGCAUCGCUGGGUGGUCACGCAGCUAUCUGCUCACAGCUACUGCAGAGAGGCGCCCGGGUUAAUGUCACUGACAAGAAUGACAAAUCGGCUCUGAUCCUGGCCUGUGAAAAAGGCAGCACUGAGGUGGCUGAACUGCUCCUGAGCUAUGGAGCAGAUGCAGGGGCGGUGGACAGCACGGGGCAUGAUGCUUUGCAUUAUGCUCUACGCACACAAGACAAGAUACUGUGGAGGCUGCUGCGGCAGGCCCUGAACCGGCAGGGGCGGGGAGGUCAGGGGUUAGUUCAACAUCCAGAUCUUGCAUCCCAGGCCUCUCCAUCUGAGCCUCAGGUGGGUUCUCCAUGGAGAGCGGAGCCUGAGGAGGAGCAGGAGGAAGAAGAGGAUGAAGAUCCAUGUUCAGAGGAGUGGAAGUGGAAGUAUGAAGAGGAGCAGAGGAAAGUUUCCCAGUUGGAGCAGGAGCUGCUGCGAAAUACGGAAGAGUGUAAGGCUCAAUCUGCAGCUUAUCUGGGCCUGGAGAACCAGAUUCAAGAACAGGUUCGGGAGCUGGGGCUCCUCCUAUCGCAAGAACCCGGAGCUCCAGGAGACCAGGGCUCUAGUCUCCGGCCUGGAGGAGAUGGCGUGGAGCAGGGUCGUACCCUCAACCUGCUGGCUAAGUGCGUACAAGAGCUAAAGAAGCAGCAACAGGCAGCAGCCGCAGCUGCAGCAAAGCCAGUAGUAGCUUCCAAGAGGGCUGAGCAUUCAGCUGGAGGGGUGAUCCAGUAUGAAGCCCAUGGAAGGUCCCAACCAGAAGAACAGGAGCCACCCCAGAGCCCAAGGUCUGAGACCACUGGGAAAUCCACAGGACAGCAACCGACCACCAAUGGUGGGCAGGCCCUUGGCCCUGAUCAUACUGACCAGCUGCAUGCUGGCCAGAAGGCGAGGCCCCAGGCCCCAGGGGCUGAACCAACAGGCACAGUGGCUGAACCAGUGCGCACAGCAGCCAUGAACCAGCUCCUGCUACAGCUGAGGGAGGAGCUGGCUGCCGUGUGGCGAGAAAAGGAUGCAGCCCGGGGGGCUUUAUCAAGACCAGACCUGGAGGGAGCUCUGGGGACGUCCCGGGCUGAGGCCGCAGCAGCAGCCUGGGAGAAGAUGGAGGCCAGGCUGGAGCGGGUGCUGGUGAGGCUGGAUUGGGCAAAAGCAGGAUUACAGAUGAAACCUGAGGCCCCUGCCCAGGAGCCCAGAGAGGGAGCCCCAAAGGCAGGCCCAGGGGCCAUCACCAAAGAGGGUGAAGGGAAGGAGGAAGGGGCUCCUGGGGCCUGCGGAGAGCCUCUAGGGGCCCCUGGAGGGGAACAGAUGCCAGGAGGGGGCCUGGCGGAGGGACAGCUGGAGAAGGAGGUGUCAGCUCUGAGGCUGAGCAACAGUAAUUUGCUGGAGGAGUUGGGGGAGCUGGGCCGGGAGCGGCGGCGGUUGCAGGGGGAGCUGCCGUCCCUGAGCCAGCGGCUACAGCGGGAGUGCGUGCCCAAGCCAGAGGCGCAGGUCCAGCUACAGCAGUUGUGGUGGAGCGUGGGGCUGCUGACAGAUGAACUGGCCCUGGAGAAGGAGGCCACCGAGAAGUUGCGGAAGCGCCUGGCCUCCCAGAGCAGAGGCCUCCGGGGACUGUGGGACUGCCUGCCCCCGGACCUGGUGGGCAGGGGGAGUGCACGGUGCCCAGCGGCCGAGCCCCUGGAGGAGCUGCAGGCCUGCGUCAGCGCCCUGGUGGCCAGGCACCGCGAGGCCCAGCAGGUGCUGGCUCGGCUAGAAGAGGAAAACCAGCAGCUGCGGGGCUCCCCUGCCCAACGUGGGGAACCGGGCACCUCCUCAGAGGCCUCAGCGUCCCUCCAAGUUGAAGCUCUGGAGCAAGACCUGGGGAAGCUGGAGGAAGAGCUGCGGGCGGUUCAGGCCACGAUGAGCGGGAAGAGCCAGGAGAUCGGGAAGCUGAAGCAGCUGCUCUACCAAGCCACGGAGGAGGUGGCUGAGCUCAGGGCCCGGGAGGCGGCCAGUCUGCGGCAGCACGAGAAAACUCGGGGCUCACUGGUGGCCCAGGCCCAGGCUUGGGGCCGGGAGCUAAAGGCCCUGCUGGAAAAGUAUAACACGGCCUGCCGGGAGAUGGGUCGGCUGCGGGAGACGGUGGCCGAGGAGCGGCGCAGGAGCGGGGACCUGGCCGCGCGCGCGGCGGAGCAGGAGCGCCAGGCCAGCGAGCUGCGCUUGCGCUCCGAGCAGUUGGAGAAAACGGCGGAGCUGCUGAAAGAGAAGGUGGAGCAUCUCAUCGGGGCCGGCCGGGACAAGGAGGCCAAGAUCAAGGAAUUGUUGAAGAAGUUGGAGCAGCUUUCAGAGGAGAUUCUAGCAGUUCGGGGAGAAAACGCUCACCUUGCCCGACAGCUGCAAGAUUCCCAGAAGAACCACGAAGAGAUCAUCUCCACCUAUAGGAAUCAUCUGCUGAAUGCUGCUCAGGGCUACAUGGAACAGGGUGUGUACAAUAUCCUACUGCGAAUCCUCAGCAUCCAGGAGGAGUGAGGCAUCCUGUGCCCUGAAGAACAUGGGAUCUCUCUGUUGGAAUAGAGCAUCCCUGGUUGCCAGAGCCUCCAACGGGCUGUGGUGGGUGGUGGGUUGGCCACUAUGGGUGUGUGGGUGGGGCUUCACCUGACGUUAUGGACCACAGACCUGAGAACCUGAACCCUGGAAUCAGCAUGCAUGAGAUCAGAGGAGGUGUGCAUGGAAGCCAGCUCUGUGGAGAAUAAAGCAGGAGGCAGGAUGA
Messenger RNA from Balaenoptera ricei (Rice's whale), 3356 nucleotides. It is a transcript of the gene ANKRD35, whose product is annotated as ankyrin repeat domain 35. Bases 110 to 3115 code for a protein of 1001 amino acids. NCBI's taxonomy places the organism in Eukaryota, Metazoa, Chordata, Mammalia, Artiodactyla, Balaenopteridae. The transcript is spliced from 15 exons. Gene Ontology annotation, molecular function: actin binding. The record is from RefSeq and is a predicted model, not a curated record.